This is a messenger RNA of Daldinia loculata, 1027 nucleotides long. RefSeq lists its product as uncharacterized. NCBI's taxonomy places the organism in Eukaryota, Fungi, Ascomycota, Sordariomycetes, Xylariales, Hypoxylaceae. The coding region runs from base 248 to 865 and encodes 205 amino acids. The record is from RefSeq and is a predicted model, not a curated record. Gene Ontology annotation, molecular function: protein binding. The transcript has 3 exons.
AUAAGGGUGCUUGCAGCUUCUUCCUGUAAUGUAAGAGCAAUCUUUGAAAUCGAUCGGCGCAAACGGUAUUAAUAAAUGACUCACGAUUAACCUUCCACUUAUACUUAAGAGACGAUAAGUAGAGGCCAUCUACAAACGCGCUAUUCUUACUAGUUUAUUCCCCACUAACAGCACUUUACCGUGAAGUUUCUCAUCCAAGAAAAGAAACACACACCUUCAGCAUAAAUAGAAACCAUCAUCCGCCAACAUGCCUCCAGCAUACUAUCAUCCACCACCCGAUCCCACCAACCCCGCCUUCAACCUAGAAGCAUAUAUGGCCGCAACCAUCGGCGGCGUCGACUAUUCCAACGAAGCCUGCGCCGCCAUGAAAGCAGGCCGAUUUGAAGAGUCCAUCGCGCUGCACCAGAAAGCUCUCGAACACAAGCUGCGUUUCCACCCCGAAGCAUCCAUCCAGGCCGCCAUCAGCUACAACGGCAUGGGCGAGGCCAUGCUGCGCGCGGGAAAACUGCAAGAAGCAGAUGAAGCCUUUCACAAGGCGCUACCGGUUCGGGAAGGAGACGGUCCGGUUCUAGAUGCGGCAGUGACCCGUGACAACAUCGGCCAGCUGCGAGAGGCCCAGGGAAGAUUCGCCGAGGCUAGGGAGAUACGUAUUAGGGGCUCAGGACAGCAGAUGGUAUGCGGAUACUACUACUGCCCCAAUAGUAGAACGUUCGCUCAAAGAGAGCUGAAAGCCUGCGGCGCAUGCCAGUCGGUUUUCUACUGCUCCAAGGAGUGCCAGAAGCAGGACUGGACUAAGCGACAUAAGCCGCUAUGCCAAGCGCGCCAGGCCGAGGGACAGUCCAGCAACCAGGGAGCUGGACAGUGAGGACCUAUUUGAGAGAUAAGGAAGAAUCUCGGGGUAGAGAAAUGUACCUAACCUAAGGUGCGAUAGAUACCUAGAUAUGAUUCAGACAGUACCGUGCUAGUAGUGUUAGUUGCACCGGCUUCUCCAUCUACUAAUAUGAGUCUCGUUGUCUUUUAUUUACGC